Ceratina calcarata is the source of this 4795-nucleotide messenger RNA. It is a transcript of the gene Cp190, whose product is annotated as centrosome-associated zinc finger protein CP190. Gene Ontology annotation, biological process: regulation of transcription by RNA polymerase II. The record is from RefSeq and is a predicted model, not a curated record. Lineage: Eukaryota; Metazoa; Arthropoda; Insecta; Hymenoptera; Apidae. Gene Ontology annotation, molecular function: protein binding; DNA-binding transcription factor activity, RNA polymerase II-specific. The transcript is spliced from 8 exons. Gene Ontology annotation, cellular component: nucleus. Bases 634 to 3237 code for a protein of 867 amino acids.
UUUCACUCGGUUUCCGUAGGAAGUCGAUACGCUCAACUCCAUCUGUGAGGUCUGAUACACAAUGGAAUGUUCAAUAUUACUGGCGCACUAAGGAAAUUUAUAAGAGAUGGAGCUGAGACGAAUAUUAAAAUAUUGUUAAAUAGCAUGUCGCAAAGUAUACGUUGAUGGUUUCGGUACAACAUUUCGUUUACCUUUCUCUGUUCGCAUAGCAUAAUACUUAUUUUUCCGAUUAUUUUGUUCUGUAAUUCAAUUUCGAACUGAUCCUAACAAUAUGUGCACGAUACUCUGAUGCUAAUUAAAGAAUUUUUCCGCUGCUGUUGGCCCGUUCGCUAUCAGAGCAGUCAGGUUAACUUAUUGCUAAAUAAUUACACUGAAGCAUAAUUGUUUCUCUUGUGACAUGGAUUCUGUGAUAUUUCAGUCACACAUAAGAAGAGAUUGUUCUCAGGAAUGUUAAGUAAUGUUUCUAGUGCAGUCAAGUUGUAAAUAUCCGUUAUAAGACUUAAAAUUCUCAUAAUUCAAUCGUGGUAAUAAUGGGAUUUGGUCUGAUCGGACUAUGAACACAAGUACAUUUACUGUAUAAUUAAAUUUGAUAGCAUCAGGUAAUUCUUCGUACUGUCAAUGUAAAGAUACAGAAUGGAAUCUGUUAAUCAAGAAAAACAGCUUCCUUCGCGGGGGUUGAAACAAGUGAAGGUAGACAACUGGGGAACCUUUUUCCUUCAAAGACUUCAACAACUUUAUUUUGAUGAAGAGUUACUUGACCUUACGAUUAAAUUUCCCACGAGCGACAUCACCGUUCAGGCCCAUCGAUUAGUCAUAACAACAUGUACAGAUUAUUUCGUGCAACUUGAACGUGAGCAAAAGGAGAAGGAUGAAAAUUUCGAUGGUGUUAUCAUUAUGCCACCAGAUAUGCCAUAUGAGUGUGUCAAGUCAAUUAUAAGUUUUAUGUAUACUGGUCAAUUGGAGUAUUGGACAUCCGAACAAAAUGCCUUGUAUCGUACAGCACAGAAAAUGAACAUGACUGUGUUAACGAAAUUACUUGACGCGCAAUUUAACACUACUCCUUUGCAAAAUGAACAGUCGACGAAGUGCAAUUCGCGGCCAGUAAUAGCAGUUUCGAAGCCUUCAAUACUUAGCGCUAAGCCAACAACAACAGGAACAAUAACUGCUACUACUACCGCCACGACCACUACAUCCACUUCAUCAUCAGGACUUUCAUCUCAACCGUUGCCAGGUAGAAAGCUUCCGAUCUGGAAAAGGAAAUUAGAUACACCACAGUGCACACCAUCGCUUAAUUACGAAAUGCGAACAUUCCAAGGGAUGCCUUCGACAAACAGGCCUACAGAGGUGACUCCUGGACCCUCUCGGUUCGACCUCCCCGAAGCCGAGGAAUUCGCGCUUGGCGUGUUCUCCUCGUUCGACGACAUUACUUAUAAUACGAAACCGAUCGUGCAAGCGCCGGAUAGAUACAAGCGAAACAGAUCACCUAGCGGUAAAUGUUCGCCAGACAGAGAGAGUAAGAACGACACAACCGAAGACGAGGAGGACGAGGGUCACGCGAAUGAUAAAGGUCUGAAAGAAAUGAACUCGGACGACGACUGGUCUGUAUCGAGAUGUUUCCAAAGGGGCCAAGACUCGCAGCCUUCGCCGUCCAAGAAGGUACGAUUCGAUUUGGAAGAGAAGGAGAACAUGGAAAAAGGUAAAUCGUCGCACAGAUCGAAUUCGGAGGAGUCGAUUAACAAUCAUGCGAAAAUCAUUCGAGAGGUAUUGAAGAAAUAUCCUCAUCUAGUGAAGAACAAUAAAAACAUACGCUUGAAAAUCAUGCAGAAAGAGGCGAAGUCCUCGGACAAUUCAGCGAAAACUAAAGUGUCUUACGUAGUUCUGAAGUCUGAUCAUCUGAUGUCGAGCAAUAAUGAUGAGGAAACCGAAUCGAAGAGUAACGGGAGUAUGGAUGCCGGCGGUACCGGGCCUUGGAAAUGUAACAAGUGCGACUUAGAAGAAGAAUAUACAAACUAUUAUAUGUAUAGAAGGCAUAUGCAAGACGUGCACGAGGAGAAAUUCGAUCCGCGGGUGUGCGAACACUGCGGCUACAAGGCGACCAAGCGGAACAUUCUAAUGUACCAUCUUUAUACGAAACACAACGUGCCUCCGCCGAAAAGCAUGUGUUUCCCAAAAUGCCAGGAGUGCAAUUACGUGGCAUUGUCGGAGACGCUUCUGGUCAGACAUCAGAUCAAUCACCAUCAUCGACCUACGACGCGUCAACAUACGUCAGCCAUAGAGGAAGUUCAAUGCACGCAGUGUUCGCAGACGUUCAAAGACGUCGCUGAAUUGACUAACCACGAAAUUAACGCCGGCCAUGGCGCUAUGGCGGACGGCAAGGAAAAGGGUCAUCGUUGCCUUCACUGCGGUAAAGUGUUCGUGCGAGCUACGAAUCUACAAGUUCAUCUCGAUUGCGUGCACAAGAAUUUGUGGAAAUCCGACGGGGCGUCGGGGUCCAUGCCGCAGAUCACGCUGGAACCGUCCUCGGAGGCGGAAGCUCUGAGCCAUGUGGCGAGCGGCAUAGCAGCUUCUCUGAGCGUUGGAGAUGCCGUCACCGCGGAGUCGCACGAACAGACGGCCUCGAACGCGAACUCACAGUUCAUAGUGCCGAACAUACAAUUGAACAACAUCUCGCACGAAAUGACUUACAACACGCACGAGCUCGAUGGGCAGCACAUGAUCAUGCUGAUCGACAGCGAGAACUAUCAGCAGCAGGAAAAUGAGCAACAACAACAGCCGCAGCAGUUGAACAUUAGCGAUAACGAGCAGAUCGUGAUGCAGGGUACGGAGGACGGAAUGAUCGUUUAUAUUCACGGUAACGACGAUACGGACCGGCAGACGUAUGAGAAUUAUCCGGCGGAAGAGACUGAAGAGAUAGUGGAGGAAGUGGUCGAAGAAGUGGAGGAGAAAGUAAUAGAGGAGGGGGAAGAAGAGGAGAUGCAAAUUGAACAGCUGGAGGAAUGUAAUUCGGAUUCGGUCGAGGAAGUUAUACAGUACGUAGAGGAACAGACAGAAAUAGUUGAGUAUGACGAGCAAUGCAGCGAACAGAGUAGUAGUGCGGCUGAGUCGCAGGAGUCUGUUAUGAUCAUCGAAGAGGAGCACCUCGAGGGGGGACAGGACUCGGAAAAGAGCGACAAGGAAGAUAAGGCUAAAAGCUUCAACGAGUGGGAUGAUGAUAGUAGAGAAUUAGCUGGAUCAUAAAUAGUAAUACUACUAUUAUUAUUAUUAUUAUUAUGAUAAUUAUUAUUAUUAUUGUAGCUUUGUCACUUCUUAAGUUUCAUCGAUGUCCACGACUAACAAAAUACAUAUGUUUCGAUUGCAUUUCAUUUUGCUUCUUUGUUCGAUUUCUGUAUGAUACAGAUGAUUGAUAAUCGUUGUGUAUACGAAAAGCAAAGGAAACACUGUAAACAAGUUUCUUAUCAUUGAAUGACGCUCAGAGCUAACGUACGAAUUAAUGAUGUGCAAACAAUUUCAAUCUUUCAAUAUACAAAAUGAUGGUAUAUGAAACUUGGAAUUAUAUGUAUGUAUGUAUGUAUAAUUAUAUUCAGAAUUCGGUAGAAAUUCUUAUUUCUCUCUUGGAGGGGGCAAGAGGAAAGAAAAGGUUUCUCGUAUUCUAUGAAAUUCUUGAAACUCCCAAUUAGUUUGAGCUCGUAUGAUUUUGUACACGCGCGUGAUAACGACGAAACUAACAAUAAGAUACACGAGUGCCGGUUUUAUGACUUACUGCUGAAGCAGCACAUGUUCAAUAAAAAUACUUAAACAUAAAAUGAUUAAAAGUAAUACGUUUCAUUUGGGAUUGUAAUAUUACAUUACGUGACCACUCAAAACGAUUGAGCAUAAAUAAUAAUCAUACACGUGUACUUUAACAGAGGAAUGAUGUGUAUUAAGAAUCACGCGCAAUUUUGGUGCACGGAGUAUAUUUAUUUUUAAGUUCAGGUGAAAGUUGUACUGGAAUAAAAAUCAUAGUCAAUUAAGUGCAAUUGGCAAUUACAAUAUUUUUAACGAUUUUUCUGAUAACCGUCUGCGGAAUAAAUGUGAAAAAAAUUCUUUUUUUCACAGCCAUGCCGGAUAAUUUUAUUUAUUAUAAAUAUGUACUUUCGGAUAGUGGACAAUUGCAACUGUAAAAUCAAAUAUAUCAUCAACGUAUUAGGGUAUUUAUGUUAGACGUAACACGCAAUUAAAUAUUGAUUUACAUUGCGUUUCAAAAAAUAGCAAGUAAAAAUAAUUAAGAAAUACAUAUAUAUAUAUAUUUUUAGCAACGAAACCGAAUAAAACGUAGGUACGAUGCGAGACAUUUAACACGUUUUUCUGACUCACAUAUAGAUCACCUCUUUCUUUCCACAAAAGUAAUCAACAUUUAUUUUUUAGAAUAGCGUGAAUUGUCGAACUUUAUAUGUGUCUUUUGGGACUGUUGUAUUCGAAACGGAUAUUAAAUUUUUGUAGAAUUGGAUAUAUGUGCAUUUAUACACAUAAAUUAUAAUAAAAUCAAUGAAAUAACGUAUCCUAUAGAAAUAUAUUUUUUACGUGUAAAUUGGCCGCAAUACGUAUAAUACGAAUUUAAUUCAAUCAUUAUAUUUUGGCUGCAUACAAUUAUUUUACUCGUCGACACAGAUUGAAUUAUUCGCAUCGAUUGGUAAAAGAGGAUUUAUAAAAGCUUAGUACAAUACACAUUUUAUUUUGCGUAAGGAGGUCUAUCGUAAUAUAGUAAAACACAAAUUGUGGGAACCAUUAUUUUGUAAAUAAAAAGUAUUAAUAAUUA